UGCCUGGCCGCAACGCCGCGCCACCAUCGCAAAUCUGGUUUCACCUGGCGCGCGCAUGCGCCCGACGGCCGGUUUUAUCGUUACGGGUACCGCCGUCGACUGGUGCGUGACGUUCCGUACGUGUGACCGCCGUUGUACCGUAUUUUUAUUAUUAUUUUUUUCUUCGUCUCCGCCGCCGCCGCCGCCGUUCCCCUCCGUUUGUAAUUUCGUUCGAAAUCCACUGUCGCCGCCCGUGUGCGUGUCGCGUCGUAUUGAAAUUGAAGCAGUAGAGUCGUAUACGCAGUGCGCGUCUGCCGUGUUAUUAACGAUAAUCCGUGUGUUUGGUUCGUCCGUGCGUAUUUUCCGAGCGUUGUAAAAUAUUAUAAUAUAUAUCGUGUGGUUCGCGCGAAACACGACGAAUACGUUAAAAUCGGCCGCUGUCCCGGCGAUGUGCGGUUAAACGACAGUGUCCGCGACCGUAUCGCCCGUCCGUCGCGAGUGUGUGCAACAUAUUGUUAUUGGUUAUCACUGUCAACGGCGAAGUAAUAAUAUAAACCCGACAGUUCCGAUCCGGUGUCUCGCGAGUGACCGUGUUUUCUGUUUCUGUGUCGGUGACGCUGUUUACUUUCCUCCGGAUCAUGGCCCCGGGGGCCGCACUACCCGUCGUGUUGUCGUAGCCGCGGGCGUGCAAGUGUGCGAUCGAGAUGAUGACCGUCGACCGAAAUCCUGCCUCUACCGCCUGCAAACGCUGUUGAUCGUCAGACGUCCUGCGAUAAAAAGUUACCAUGAAUCCUGAAAUGACUAUGGCCAUGAAAAGGCACGAAGAACGGGAGGCUCUGAGGAGCGUCAUUCAACAAUGGAAUGCUAAUCGACUGGAUCUAUUUGAACUUUCUGAACCAAAUGAGGAAUUACUUUUCCACGGUGUAAUGAGAUUUUACUUCCAAGAACCUGGUACGGGCCAAAAAGUUGCUACCAAAUGCAUUCGUGUUGCAUCUGAUGCAACGUCACAGGCAGUUAUUGAAACCCUUAUUGAAAAAUUUCGACCUGAUAUGAGGAUGUUAUCCGUUCCAGAAUACGCUUUAUACGAAAUACACGAGAAUGGAGAUGAAAGAAAACUUGGCGUUGAUGAAAAACCAUUAUUAGUACAAUUGAACUGGCACAAAGACGACCGCGAAGGCAGAUUUUUAUUACGUCGAAUAGAUGAAAAAACAAAUAUGCCUGCCGGGACGUUUCAAGAAGCGGGAUCAAGUUUUAAGCGAAAGCUAUCAAAACGAGAAAAAAAACAGUUGAAAAAGCAAGAAAAACUAAAUCGCGCGAAAAGUCAUGGUUUGAGCACAAAUGAUGAAAAUGAUGCUGGCGUUGCUGAAAAACUAUACACAGAGUUACCAGAAACAAGUUUCACUCGAUCAAUCUCUAAUCCAGAAGCAGUUAUGCGACGCCGACGUCAACAAAAAUUAGAAAGAAAAUUACAAGCAUUUAGAAGUAAAGAUGGUGGCCCUGAUACAGGUGGUACUCUCAAAAUUUAUGGUGAAUCCCUCUGUAGAGAUGUGCCAUAUAAAACUCUAUUAUUAUCUAUUAGAGAUACUGCCCAACAAGUUGUUAAAGAAAUGUUAGCUAAAUAUGGUCUAGAUAAAGUGGAUCCUCAUAAUUUUUGUCUUGUUCAGGUAAACAAUGCAAUCACAUUGAAUGAAAAUAAUUCUGGAUUGAACAACGGAGUUUCAGAAAAUAAAGAAAUACUCAACAAUAAUAAUAGGGAAUAUAUACUUGAUGAUGACGAGUGUCCAUUAGCUAUUUUAAUGAAUCAUCCACAAACUAGAGGUUCGAUCAUGUUCCAUGUGCGACGGAGGCCGGCCGAUUAUCAUCCUAGAAAACGGAAAAAGAAACCGACACACAAGUGGAACCAGCAAAACAGCACUAGCGAAAUGUUGGAAUACCGAUACGAGGACGGUCUGGAUAGAUUGCCGUUCUUUUUAGAGCUCAAUGCUGAUGGUAUGGAAAUGGUGAACCCCAAACGGUACCGAAUUCAUCCCAAUGUGACUGAAGUGGGUUGCGAGAGACAGAAUCAACCAAGUAAUGCUCAAUGUCUUCAACUCAACGGUCCCAACAUCCAACCCCGACAUUGCGUAAUCGCGCACACAGAGGGCAUUGUCACUGUGACGCCCUGUAGCAGAGAUGCGGAGACUUAUGUCGGCGGGCAACGGAUAUUCGAGACCACUAUACUUCAGAACGGCUCAAUAGUGAAAUUCGGUCGACUGAACAAUCUUAGGUUCUUGGAUCCAUGUUACGACGAACGACCGCGACCUCGUAACAAUUCCCUGAGAAACGUUCAAGACUACUACGACAGUGGGUCGGUAGACAACACCCAGCACUCAGCCGUUAUGCAACAAAACUUUGAGACAACUUUUGACGUGGACGGUAAUAUUGAAACGCGCUCCACUUCUAGCCAAGGGAAUAAGGAUGACACUAGAUCGCAGAGAUCGAUCACAAGCAGCCGUGAUGGCAAUCGAUUGUCUGCUGUAUAUGGUCGCACCAGCACUGCCCCGGUUGCAGACAACAUUUUACCUUGCGUCCUAGAAGUACGGGAAGAGACUGAAGAAGCGUGGAUUCAUGCGGUUACCAUGGAUGUUGAUCCGUCGACGCUAACGUUUAAACAUGCUCCCGCUUAUUGUCUGUACCUAUUGGCUAGGUAUAGGGCAUCGACUUCGUAUCGACCCGACGUCACACCGAUGGAACGAGCCAAUCGUUUAUCAUUAACUUUUGCUAAAGUCGCCACUAUACUAUAUACUAUGAUACAGGGAAAACAAAAUGAUUUGACUUUACUAUCAUUUUGGCUCGCAAUCGUCACUGAAUUACGACAAUUUUUACAUAGUGAUCGCCAUUUGUCUAAUUUUUUAACGGAGACCAUUGAAAUGCUCCACGACACCCAGCAAGCGGCUAUGCGAUUUAUUGUUGAGUGUAUACUGGAAGAACUGAUGUCGGUGUUGCCUGACCUUUUUGCAGAUAACACGGAUGCUGAUAACGAACACUUACCCGCUAAUUCGAUCGUCAGUAAGCUUGGUACAAUGAUGACCACACUUCGUGAAGGCCGCGUGAACGCGUCUCUGACAAUUCAAGUAUACAAUCAAGUAUUUAGAUUCAUCAAUGCUUGGGCGUUUAACCGUCUAAUCACCGCUGAUACGAGUUACUACACGCGCGCUUGGGGUGCGCGUUUGAAGUCACGUAUUGGUCGUUUGCAGGCGUGGGCCGAAAGACAGGGCUUAGAAGUUUCCGCCGACUGUCAGUUGGCGUUGAUUUCUCAAGCUGCGGACUUGCUGCACGCUCCAAAAUAUACCGGCGAAGAUUUGGCAAGCAUCACUUCCACGUGUUUCAAGCUUAAUUCGCUGCAGCUCAAAGCCCUGUUAGUUAAAUAUCAACCAGCGCCCGAUGAACCGAGACUACCUCAUGAACUCAUAGACAACGUUGUUCGGGUUGCUGAAAAUUUGGCGGAUGAACUUGCUCGGUCAGAUGGCCGUGAGAUACGGCUGGAGGAAGAAGACGAACUCAUGAUCACAUUUGUACAACCUGAAGAAGGGUUCAGCUACGAGGUGGCUAGAGGCGUACCUCCGGGUCUCAUUGAAUUUAUUCAACCUCUCCAACAAGCUGGUAUGUGUCGUUUGACACUUCACUCAAACGCGUCUGGAUUGUGGACCGUCUACUUUUUGCCUAACGCCCGAAGUCCGAGCGCGUUAAGUAAUAGGAGUGGUGGUUGUGCUAUGCAAGCACCUGAACCGGACGUACAAACAAUACGGUUGCACAAGUCCAACAACGGAAUGGGUUUGAGCAUUGUGGCGGCAAAGGGUGCUGGCCAAGAACGACUAGGUAUUUACAUAAAAUCUGUAGUGAAAGGAGGCGCUGCGGACGCGGACGGAAGACUUCAAGCUGGCGAUCAACUGUUAAAAGUUGACGGACAAAGUCUUGUUGGCAUCACUCAAGAAAAGGCAGCGGAAUAUUUGGUACGUACGGGACCGAUUGUGUCAUUAGAAGUAGCUAAACAAGGUGCUAUACACCAUGGUCUGGCUACGUUACUUUCUCAGCCAUCUCCUGUCAUGACUAGAGGUGUUGGUGGUGGUGGUAUUGCAGGUAGAACAAACGUAGCGUGCUGCAGGGAUCCUACGCAACCCCGCUUUGGGCACAUGCCUUCUUACAAACCCCCAUCCGAUUAUCUGUCAGUGCCGGACGUCCGUAAGAAAUGCUAUAAAAUACCACCGGAAAAUGAGCUGUGCUUGUGUGAGGACAUCUUCCAACAGCACCAAGCCAAGCUGAUCAACUGUGACGUGGAGGACGCUAGCGCUGUUGAGUCAUACAAAGACCCAGACUUCGAUUCCAAUGAAAAUGUGUUUGACGGUAUGGUCAAUAAUGAGUGUUGUUGUGGUGAAGGCGGCAGUGGUGGCGAUAACUGCGACGAAGGCAAAUCGCUCAAGUCAUCUUCGUCAUCGUUGUCUUCUGUCAUAAGUGCUAAAGACGACCGUAAUAAUAGCGCCGUGGAAGAAAUCGCGAGUAGCCAGAAUAACAAACUUACGGCUGAAGAACGGAACAAAGUGCUCCGUGAACUUGAAGAUAUCGUAACAGGAAAUUUUCUGACCAAAGUUCGGCGAUUUAGUCAAGACGUUCAUUCAGACUCUUCUGCUGAUGACGACCAUCGCUUUGGUGGUGCCAGUCAUUUACAGCUAACCUCCGCCGCAGCCACGUCUAGGCUACGUGGCAAACGAUCCAGUUCAUUGGAUACGGAUGAGAUCGUCAACUAUGGUAAAGUGGCAGAGCUGACCCAGAGGUUCUCCAGGUUGGGCGAGAUCGGCGUUAUUACGCCCCGACACUACAGGUCCGAACCCGAUUUCUUCGGCAUCUCUGCGACUUCUGAUCAUCAUUUUCGCCAUCAUCAUCACCACCGCGAAAACGAUUUUUCGUUGUCCUCGUCCUCGUCGUUCGAUGGUGGAAAUAGUGUUGGUGGUGUUGAUGUUACGAGCAGUGGUGAUGAUUACGAAGUGGUCCGUCAACCCAUUCGAAUGGUGUUUAUACGGCCUAUGAGCGUUAGUGACGAUCGACUGAACAACAGGAGCGGUGGUGUCGUUUUGACCGAAGUGACGAGCGACGGCGAGGCUGACGUGCAUCAGCAACAGCAGCGAACUUUAUCGAACGCGACGCAAAACAGGCGACAGUCUUUCAGGAAGAGCGUUGCAUUCGAUAGUUCCCUGAGUUCAGUCGAUGAUGGUGUCGGUGUCGGUGUCGACUGUGCAAGCGGUGACGAUGCGACAGUGACUCGUUACCAUCAGCUGAAGGGCGGAUGCCAGCAACCCCAGACAACUCUUAACUGGCAGCCGGCAGCGACUGAUCACCGAGCCGCCACCGUCAAUUACAGCAAAAGCUCGGACACAGUGUCCGUGUCGAACUUUUGUCGGUCUCAUAGGCGAUACUCAAGCGUAGACGUGUACGACCAAGUGAAAAAUGUGUUCCUGGACGUGGAGAAAACGGAAAAAGAGUUUCGAGACGGGCUGUUAGCCGAAAAAAACCGGCGCCGGGAAGCCAUCCGAGAUUACAUGGCCAACAAGGAGCUACUGCUGAUGAAGAUGAAGUCGGCUAGUGUGGGUGGUGUGCUGCGUUGGAACCAGGAGCAUCAGGAUACGCUCUUGGAUGAAGAGGAACCGCCACAGUCGCACGAUUCGGACGGCGGAUCGUCCGAAUCUUCAUCGUCGUCACCGCCGCCCAAGGAUGGUCUACGGCGAGUCCUCCGCACCGGAUUAAAAGGUCCUCGUCGUAUGAGCGAACGGGACCUACCGUCUCGGGUGUUGAGCGAACAACAAAACAUCAACUCCAGAGGUCCACCACCUCACCAUCUGUCACAAAUUCAAAGUUCGAAAUCCGUCCCUUCUCUCCACAGCGUUGAAGGGGCCAGCACAUCCAUACCUCCCGUAGUCGGUAGACCACCAACUCAACACGAAGUAUUUAAUCCUGGAUAUAAUCGCACUUCAACUACAUAUAAUCUUCAUCAACAAAAUACACUUAGAUCUCGGUCUAGCCAUAAUCUAAAUGAUCCUCGUCCACACUCCCAAAUGGCUAACCGUCAACCAUCUAAUCCAAAUCUCUUAAACGGAAACUAUCAACCAGAAAGAUCACCAUCUGUACACCCGAGUGUAUAUCAACCACAACAGCAUCCUGCAUACCAACAGCAUGUACAGCAACAGCUGUUGAUGCAACAACAGUAUAAUAGUCCUACUCCAGAAGCGACUAGUGAACGUUUUUAUCAAAACGUUAAUCAAAUAUACAGAAACCAAGAUCAAAAUGGAUAUGGACCACCUGGAAAAUUGCCAAGUCCACCUGAUGAAAGAACUCCAAAUCAAUUGCAAAAGAGUUUUAGAGGUUCACAAUCAUCGUUGCAAAGCAGACAAAGCUCAGACACUACACAACAUUUAAAAGACAGACCAACAUCGGCAUAUAUAUCUAAUAAGGACACUUAUAAUUUACAGAAUCAAGGAAUGACAAUGCGUUCUCAAUCAUCGCGGGAUAUGUUGAGACAGGAUGCAAAAUUGCAAGAGAUGACUGAAGAAGUUCGUAGACGUGAAAUGAGGUCUAGUGGAGUCAUGUCCCCUCACCAAUAUGCUACACAACAGAGACCACCACAUAAUCGUGCUCAGCCUUAUCACGGUUACCAGGAAGCCAAACCUACUACCCCAUAUCUUGGAGAUCAAAUAAAAUCACAACAAGAUAUUGUUCGUUCUCAACAAUUUAAUCAGCCAAUGAGAGCUACUAUUCCUGAGCCCAUGCCACCAGCAUACAGAGAAUCACCACCACCACCUCCUCCACCACCAACCUCAACUCACCCACUGUACCAGACAAGUCCUCCACGUAAUGAGCCUAACCGAUAUAUGGCCAGUGGUGGUGAACCUCCUAGAGGUGGUUUCUAUCAGACACCAACAGAGCCAUCCAAGCAAUAUCCAUAUCAGGGAACUAAUCCUUGGCAAAGAGAAGAAAAAGAAAAAGAAGCAGAACGUAGGAGAGAAGCUGCUAGAAUGUGGCGUGAUCAACAAAUGAGUGAACUUGUUGCACUUGGACAAAACAGAUCUGUUAGUCAAGAAGAACAAUUGCGGGCUUUAAGGUUAGAGAAAGAAUUUGAACGUAGGGCUCAAGAAGAAGGAGAAGAUGAUGAUGAUGAUGAUCAAGAGGCAAAUGAAAGAGUUCAACAAUUGAUGCGAAGUGCUCAACAACAAAGUGAUAGGAGACCGCCUGCAAAUAUAGUUCGGACUCCAAACAAUAAUUUUAGUUACAUGAAUGGUUCACAAAGAGGUCCACAACCUGUACCUUCUAAUGGAAUUAGUGAUGAAAAAGAACGGUUAAGAAGACUAAAAGAAAUGAAAACAAAACAAGUGGAGAUGGAAGCCAUGAGAGAAGCAGAAUUGAAAAUUAAAAGAAAGGAGGAAGAACUCAAGUAUCAACAACAACAGCAACAGCUAAUGAAUCAAUCAUAUAAUAACAAUACACCUAAUAGACUUAACCGUUCUGUGAAUCCACCUAACAACUUAUCAUUGGAUAAUUCUGGUUAUGGUUAUAGUUUGACUUCACAAGGAAGUUUGCCAUCUCAACGAUUGGACAAUUUACUGGGGGGUCCCAACAACAAUGAUCCGCCACAGCCACCCGAGCGUGGAUCUUCAUAUGCUAUCAUGAGCCAAGUGGAAACUAAAGCAACCCCACCUAGAGCGCAAGUUCUUACAUCAACACCAAAUGGAGUAGUAACUACACCAAAUGCAAACACCACACCUAAACGUGUAUCAUUCCAAGAUCCAACAUCAAUGCCACCCUCACCACCUUCUCCAACAUUGGAGAAAAUUAUUGAAGAUCCUGAUAAUUUCAUUGAUCAGGCAGAAACAAUGUUAGCAUCACCGCGAAGUCCAGACAUUCAGUUUACAAGUGGUAAUACGCCAGGCGUGAUCGGAUCACAAGAAGUAUACAGAGAUCCAAGACAGCGUUUACUAGCUGAGCAACAAAAACAACAAAUGUCUAACAAAGCAGGUAGUACUGUACCAGAAAAAUUAAGUUUUAAAGAGAAAAUGAAAAUGUUUGCCAUGGAAACUGGAGAAGACGGUACGCCUAAAGAUAAAGUAAAAAUAUCUAAAGCUCAACGAGAGAUUGAUAACUUAGGAGCAUCAAGUACACCUUUGACUAACUAAAUAAUAUCAUUAUUUAAACAAUAUUUUUUAGAAAUGCACUUCAACAUCCCAUUAAAGUUUAGUAAAUUUUUUUUUUUUUACAUAAAGAUUUCCUGAAAUCUUAAUUAUUAAUUAUAUUUAAGUAUUUCAUUUUUUUUUCUUAAUCAUCAUCAUAUUAUAUUUAAUAAGUACAAUUCUUAAAUUUGUGAUUUAUUAUAGUUGAAUAUUAAACUAUAGUUUAUUUUCUAUUAUAUUGUAUUGUUAUAUUGUUGAAAGUAAUAGCGUUUAAAUUAUUAUCGUUGAAUAGUUGUACCAUCGUGUUUUAUAUUUAAUUUUUGCUACUUUAUAUAAAGUAUCACACUAUAUUUUUUCGAUCAUGAGUUUCGAACAAUUUCAAUCACUAAAUUGGUUCACAAAUUAUUCAAGAUCUACUUAGAGCAAUACAUUGUAUACAAUAUAUUUAAGGAUCAAUAUUGUUGUCUAAACAAUCAAACAUUUCAUAUUAUUAUUAUUAUUAUUAUGAUCAUUUUUAUUAUUACUAUUUUUUUUUAUAAAUAUAUACAUUUAACUUAUUGUAAACUCUUAGUUAAAUUUUUUUAUUUUGUUUUAAUAAAUUUAUUUGAGUUGAAAAGAAUAGUAAAGAAAUUUAAAUAAAAAAAGUUAUAUUAUUUAAUUAUAAAAUGUUGUUUGUACAUUUUUGUGUAAAACGAAUAUAAUUUCGAUUUCUAAAAGUAUUUUAUAAUAUUACUGUAUUAUUACUACAUUAUAAUAUUUAUUAUUCAUUUUUAUCAAUACUAUUGUAAUUAUUAUUAUUAAAUGUAAAAAUACAACAAAAUUAUAUAUACAUAUAUAUAAAUAUAUUUACAUAAUAUAGUUAAUAUCGUAUCUUUUUUUUAAAAUAUAUAAAUUUUUAGUGUU
Molecule: messenger RNA, 9074 nt
Organism: Aphis gossypii (cotton aphid)
Lineage: Eukaryota; Metazoa; Arthropoda; Insecta; Hemiptera; Aphididae
Gene: cno
Product: afadin
Exons: 32
Coding region: 765-8177 (2470 amino acids)
Biological process (GO): signal transduction; regulation of protein localization
Cellular component (GO): adherens junction
Molecular function (GO): cell adhesion molecule binding
Source: RefSeq, a predicted model, not a curated record